This is a messenger RNA of Nyctereutes procyonoides (raccoon dog), 1192 nucleotides long. RefSeq names its product proline rich 15 (gene PRR15). Lineage: Eukaryota; Metazoa; Chordata; Mammalia; Carnivora; Canidae. The record is from RefSeq and is a predicted model, not a curated record. The transcript is spliced from 2 exons. Bases 179 to 568 code for a protein of 129 amino acids.
UUCGGCCCACACACCUUCCAGAAAGAAGCCCGACCUCCCCAAGACCGCGCGGAGGGACGCUGCGCCGGGCUUCCAGGUUGUCCCCAGCGCACCCCCUCCGGAGUCGUGGGAUCCUGGGAAGCCGGAACAGGCCGCGGAGCCCCGCGCCGCCCCCCCCCCCGCCCCCGGCCCGCGGGCCAUGGCCGACAGCGGCGGCUCGGGCGGCUCGGGGCCCUGGUGGAAAUCGCUGGCCAACAGCAGGAAGAAGAGCAAGGAGGCGGCGGGGGCGCAGCCGCCCGCGCAACCUGCGCCCGGGGAGCCCGCGCCGGCCGCGCCGCCCAGCCCGGACUGGACGGGCGGCUCCCGGGAGAACCAGCACCCCAACCUCCUGGGCGGCGCCGGCGAGCCGCACAAGCCGGACAAGCUGAGCGGGGAGAAGUCGGGCAGCAGCAGCCGCCGCAACUUGAAGAUCUCGCGCUCCGGGCGCUUUAAGGAGAAGAGGAAGGUGCGCGCCACUCUGCUGCCCGAGGGCGGCGGGGCCGCGGAGGAGGCCGCCUUCCCCGGGGACCCCCGCGACGACGCGCAGUAGCGAGCGGGGCGCGCCGGGCCUGCCCCUCUCCCCGCCACCCUCCCUGCCCCCCAGCUCUGCACCGCCCCAGUACCCCGCGUCUCCGCCCGCCAACCUCAGAGGCGUGCACACGAGGCCUCCACGCUUUGGUUUUCCUGGAAAUUGAAGUGUCCGCUGAGCUUUCAGUGUUUCAGGACUCAAGGAGGCAUCGCGUGUUUAUCUGUGCUGGGAGAAGGGGCCUGCCACAGAGCAAGUUGGCAUCAUCAUCUCUAUCUCCCCCCCCCCAAAGUUCUCCCGUGGCCUCCAUCCCUUGUGCCACCCGGGGAGUGAGAAGGGCCCUUCUUCGAGUUGGUGGCCCAACUGGGACUGCGCAGCCGGGACACCCAGCCCUGAUUCAGGACUCGCUCUCCGAAAGCGAAUCACAGUGGCUGCUUUCAACGCCAGGGAAAUGCACUUUAGACGUACUUGGGUAGCAUCCUACUUUAAGUGAAGGGACGACGGACGACGAGAGAGGGCAGGAAACCUUCUUAGGUAGAAGCAUUUUAAGUAAGGCAAGAGAUUGCUUGUAAACGUUGAACCACAAAACUGUACUGCCUGUUUUCGUGUGGGCUUAUUAAAAUUGUCGCACUGUAAGACUUAAGGUGA